AGAGGGAUGGUCUGCGUCAUCACCGACGUCAUCGUCACUACGACAACACAAGUCUCGUCCGACGUUUUCCGAAUAAACUUCUUGGAUUGUUUGAAGCACGUCAAAGUGUCGACACGGGGCUUCCAGACCUCCUGACAGAAAAGGCGACUACCGCAGUUAGGUUGACUGACUGGCUGGUACAUUUCGGUGCACUUUGAAGCUUCUGCAGGCAGUUAGCUUAAAUUAGCCUAGCUGAGUGCAGCUUGCUAGCUGCGAACAAAGAGAAGCGGAAGUGAGCGAAAAGUGUGUGAAAAUGUGUAAAGUGGAAAUGCUGAAGGCGUUGCUAAAUCAACGACUCAGUGCGGCCGUCGACGAAAUAUUUGGACUUUUUGCAAGAACGAUAGCAGAGUACGAGGAGGAACUUUGUCGGACCAAAGAGGAGAACGAGAGACAACGUCAACUGCUGCACGCCGUUUUCAGGCCUCAAGCUGAAUCCCUUGGAGCAGAUGUCAGUGAGGAAGACCUUCCCUCCGAACAGCACAAGCGGGGCUUCGGGGUGGAGCGGCAAGAUCCAGAGGUCGUGCAAAUCAAAGAGGAAGAAGAGGAGGCUGACAUUAGCGAGUCGUCAUUGACUGGUGUCCCUUUCAAGAGUGAGGACGAUGGGCAGCAGUCACAGCUUCUUCACCAUCAAAGUGAGAAGAACAGACGGCUGCAGGCUCCAAGCGGUUGCUCAGCAAAUGACGGAGGAGAAUCGCAGACAGCAGACGGCCUCCUAUCGCCGCUCUCGGAUCAUGACAGUAACACCUCGCACUCUGAAGGCAAUAUGGCACGGCGUACGAACAACACACCCUUCAAGUGCUCUCACUGUGACAAAACAUUUGGUAGCAAGUAUACUUUGACAAGGCACAUCAAAAGUCACACGGCUGGGAAAGAACACUGGAAAUGCUCUCAAUGUGGGAGAACUCUUGGCGACAGGAGGAAUCUGAGAAGACACAUGAUGGUUCACACAGGAGAAAAGCCAUUCAUGUGCUCAAUUUGCGGGAAAAGGUUCUCUCAGAAGGCCAACUUGAUCACGCACACAAGAACGCACACCGGCGAGAAACCGUUUUCCUGCUCACUGUGCGGCAAACGAUUUGGCGAUCGUUCUGCAUUGAUUCAGCACAAGAAAACACACGCUGCCGGGGCCAAACGUUUUGCCUGUUCGGUGUACAACCCGAGUUUCAAUGUUCAUUCAAAUUCGGGGCAACACAUGAGGACACCCGCAGGGAAGAAACCGUCGGCUUAGUUUGCUCUCAGAGCUGCACUGAGAAAGAUCUUUGACACAUAUCAGGUCAACCGAAUAAACAGGGUACAUGAUCACACUUUUUAUUAGUUUACCAAGCCUCUGAUAAAAGCUCAACCAGUAAUGCUGUUUACAUAUACUGUCUUAGUUGUGCCGCAAAUGCUCAGCAUUGUGUGCUGUUGUCAAAUGACUUUAAACCGCAGUGAAGUUUGCGUCCGUAAUGUUUUGAAAAUGAUGCUGAUGUCUCAGUAUCAGCUUAAAGUAUGCUUUAUACAGCACACUGGUGUUUUUGUUUAUUAAAACACACAAUAAAAACGGUGAAAUGAA
Messenger RNA from Syngnathus typhle (broad-nosed pipefish), 1588 nucleotides. RefSeq names its product zinc finger and SCAN domain-containing protein 2-like. Lineage: Eukaryota; Metazoa; Chordata; Actinopteri; Syngnathiformes; Syngnathidae. Gene Ontology annotation, molecular function: DNA-binding transcription factor activity; RNA polymerase II cis-regulatory region sequence-specific DNA binding. Bases 293 to 1264 code for a protein of 323 amino acids. The transcript has 2 exons. The record is from RefSeq and is a predicted model, not a curated record. Gene Ontology annotation, biological process: regulation of transcription by RNA polymerase II.